GCAGUCCAGCCCCGGGCAGGCAGGCCAGGCUGAAGCUCUGCACCUGACGGAUCUGCUUGCCGUGUUGCGUCGUGGUUUCAGACCACUAGACUGCGGGAGCGUCACGUCCGUCCGAGAUUUGUUCCGCGGAUCACUCUGAGCUUUGUCCCCUCAGGUCUCUCUCUCUCUCUCUCUCUCUCUCUCUCUCUCUCUCUCUCUCUCUCUCUCUCUCUCUCUCUCUCUGCCGCGGUCACACUUUACCAGUCGUCCAAGUCGUCGCUAAGCCCCAGUGGAUGUGGCUAAACUUGAGAGGUGAAUGGUGUGAAAACGGCUGGAAUGCAACAGGAUUAUCAUCUGACCUUAACUGGGGCAAAGACACCAGAUCAUUAGACCACACGUUUUCUGAUCUUGGCCACACUACAAUGCCUUUUGGGGCACAAUGUCUACAAUGAAACAAGUUAUUCUACAGGAUAAAGACCAAGAUGUGGAAAAGAACCUGAACUGGAGUUACAUUGAAUGGCUGGAAAAUGAAGUUGUCACCACAGGUGUGGCAAAUGCACAGACACAAACGGACUCUGGGCCCUUUGAGAACAAGGAGACACAGACUAGCAGCCCAGUGAUAAUGCACAUAGAUCUGGCCCGGACACACUCCAAGCUGAGACAUGCGUCCCUGGUGGAUGCUGACACCUUGGUGGCACCUUUGUUUCAGUUUGACCGGCAGGCCCCUGCGCGCAUCUCCACAUCUCCCACCUUGAGGAGGAUGAGGAGCACCCGACGUCCUCAGAUGGAUUCCCGGGAUCCCGUCAAGAUGGAAAGCACACAAGAGGAGCCUUCCACGGAAGGCACGCCAUCCCCCAUGAGCCCCUUAUCCCCAGGAUACAGGCAGUCUCCACUUGCAGCAAGCCCCCUCUCUGAUGGAGAGAUCUGUCGUGAUAUUCAGCCCAGUUCAUCCUCCGGCCGGCAGAGAACCAGAUCACAUAGAUCAAAGACUUUUGACAACGGGAUCACUUGCACGAGACAAGAAUCUCAGAGUGCUCAUCACACUGUUAGGAAUGAUUUUGAAUUUCCUGAUUGUGAAAUUCAGGAAAAGGAUCAUUGUCAUAACAGGCUUCAGGAGAGGAGGCGGAGCUCUGUGGUGGUCAGCUUGCCUGGAUUGGAUGUUUCACCAGGAGACCUGUUUGUAUCCAAUGGAGCGGCUGACAUACUGAACGGCUCCAACUUCUCUGAUACAAAGAAGUCAAAGUGGCCUUUUUUGAGGCGUAGUACGACUAAAGGGAAGAUACAAACAUGCACUGCAUCAGAUAUUGAGAAAUAUCUCUCAACAGCACAGAUUCAUGACUGGAGAAACACAGACUUUCAGAAAUAUAAGGGUUACUCUCUGGCAGAGUUCCUGCGAGACCAGUCCUCCCAGCUGAAGGACAGCUCUGACCCACAGGGCUUCAAGAGACAAGAGGCCAUCUGGGAACUCUUCACCAGCGAGUGUGUUUAUUUCCUGGAUCAGCUCAUGGUUCUCAAAGAGGUGUUUUUGGCCACACUCACUAACCUGCAGAUGAGGAACUGGCUGGCUGAUGUGGACUCCUGGAGGCUGUUUGCUAACCUCAAUGAGCUCUGUCUGGUGAGCUUUGGCUUCUUGAAUAACCUCCUACGAGUCAUCAAGGACACUUUGGAGAUUCCUGUGCAGGGUGGCGGGCCCACGCUGUUGGACUUGCUGUGCAGGGCUUUCCGUGAGAGCAUAUGCCACUGUCUGCAGAAGUACUGCCUCAACUACUCGACGGCUCUUGUUUAUCUGGACAGCCUGAAGCCCAGAGAGGACUUUGGAUCUUAUGUGAAGUGGUGUGAAAGGAACGAGCAGUGUCGCAGGCUGCAGCUGCGUGACCUGUUGGUGGCGCCGUUGCAGAGGUUAACCCGCUAUCCGCUCCUGUUGAGGAACAUUGCGAAGAGAUGCCAGACAGAGGAAGAGACAAGAAAGCUGCAAGUUAUAGCAGAGCAAGUGGACACAUCCAUAUGUGAUUUGGAGGGCAAGGUCAAAUGGCUGGAUAACUACCAGAAGGUGAAAAAGUUGAGGGAUGCCCUGGUGUGGCUGCCAGUGUGGGAGAGAGACAAGCGGGCCUUCGUUCCUGAGAACUUGAAACAUCUCUUGAAGGCUGUGACUCUGGAGAACCUCAUCUCUCACAGAAGUCUCCUGCAUGAAGGGAAAAUGGUGCUCACAGAAAACGCAAAGUUGAUUGAUGUGUAUCUGUUCCUGUUUGACGAAUUCCUCCUGAUCACAAAGAUAAAGAGGAACAAAAAGCGGUCCAUCGGUCCAGAGCAGAAUCCUCUGAGGCUGCCGCAGAACCUGGAGCUGGACCAGCUGCUGAAGGAGGGCUGCACCUUCACGGUUCUGGACCAGCCCAUGUCUCUGGACCGACUCCAGCUGAGGAACAUCGAUCAGCUCAAUGCCUCAACAUCAGGGCUCCCUCAUUCAUUCAUAAUCAUGCACCAGAACCGCUACCAGCAGUGCAUAGGUGCAUUCAUCGUGCAAGCUCCGUCAGAGUCUGUCAAGAGAGUGUGGAUGUCAAAGAUAGAGGGCGCUGUGACAGCACUGCUGAAGCUGGACUCCCAGCAGCCGCGAGUCAAGAGCUCCUCCCUGUGGCUGGAGUCUUCACAGAUAUGACUCCCAGGACUCAACUCCACAUCCCCCUGAAAGACCUACUGGCAGUGUGCACUGCAACAGUCCAUUAGGUCUUAUAAAAUACUGUGCUAGCUGUAGGAUGAUUUUGUAAAAUGAAUGUUUGCCUUGAAAGGCAGUUGCUGUAACGGACUUCAAUAAACUAUUGAUAAUGUAAUA
Myripristis murdjan (pinecone soldierfish) is the source of this 2806-nucleotide messenger RNA. It is a transcript of the gene plekhg7, whose product is annotated as pleckstrin homology domain containing, family G (with RhoGef domain) member 7. The coding region runs from base 419 to 2632 and encodes 737 amino acids. The transcript is spliced from 17 exons. NCBI's taxonomy places the organism in Eukaryota, Metazoa, Chordata, Actinopteri, Holocentriformes, Holocentridae. The record is from RefSeq and is a predicted model, not a curated record. Gene Ontology annotation, biological process: Rho protein signal transduction. Gene Ontology annotation, molecular function: guanyl-nucleotide exchange factor activity.